UUUUAAAGUAUUAGUAACGCAGUGCUUUGUUAUUUUGGGUUGUGGUGCGGUUUGAGGCAGUCGGUUACUAUUAAGAGAAGAGUUUGCUCGCCAUUCAAUUAAAAAGAAGUUUCCUAUAAUACUUUACUAUCAGCUAAAUCAAUUUAGUGAUUGCUCGUUGUCAAUUAUCAUUAUAUUUUGGGGAUUUCAUUGGAUAUAUUGCCCCAGUAUGCUUGUUCGACGGUAUGAUGACGGGCAAAUACGGCAACAUGGAGUUCCCCGUCAAUCACCAAGUCAUACUGCGGACAUUCACUGGUUGCUUCCCAAUCAAGAUCGACCUCACAUUACGAGGAGUUUUUCAUGUAAAGCAAUGGCUGUGCAGUCGUGGAAUCCGAAGCCGUGUUGGUCGUUCGGCCUUUCUCGAUCUGCUACAACUCCUUCUGGAUGUUACUUGUCUUGCCCAUCAUCCAGCUUCCAUCAAAUGGCACGUAUGAUGGAUCGGAUGAUGGUGGAAAGCCUUCAGCCGUUCGGGUUCGCGCGCAUGACCACCCGCCGCGGUGGUAACCACGGCGAUGGUGACGACAAAGAGCCGCCGCGCGACGGCCUGCGCACGGAACGCAGCGACAUCAGGCGGGAGCGAGCCAAACACCAGCCGAAUACCCACGCCGGCAAUGGCACCAGGCAUCCGCCUACACAGGUGGUGAAACCAACGCAAGCAAACACAUUCCAAGAGCAACCGCUAGACCAAGCCAAACAGACAGACCCCACUACGGAGAAAUGGGCAGGAACACUUCGCAAACGAGAUCCAGACAUCCAGCCCACGCUGCCGUCAAUAGUCUCCAGAAAACCGUCAUCAACAUCAUCAGUGAACAGUGGAAGGAAAACCAGAUCAGUAGAAAGAAUGCCAAGGCCUCGAAGACAGUUGGCGCCAAUCAAACCCACUGUUAGAAAAGACGUUCCUACAGAAGGAGCUGACGUCACAAUUCUGGAAAAAGACGAAAAAGUUUUCGAUGCAACUGGAUAUGAGUUACAUUUAGUGGAGACGUUGGAAAGGGAUAUCUUACAGAAGAAUCCAGAUGUACGUUGGAAGGAUGUGAUUGGUCUGGACGAUGCGAAGUCUGUGUUGCAAGAGGCAAUGGUCCUGCCACUGGUCAUGCCGGAUUACUUCAAGGGUAUCCGCCGUCCGUGGAAAGGUGUGUUGUUGACGGGUCCUCCGGGCACUGGGAAGACGUUGCUCGCCCGAGCGGUCGCCACAGAGUGCCGGACCACCUUCUUCAACGUCUCAUCAGCUACACUCACGUCCAAAUACAGGGGCGAUUCGGAGAAACUCGUGCGGUUGUUGUUCGAUAUGGCGGCGUUCUACGCUCCCAGCACGAUAUUCCUAGACGAGGUGGACUCUCUGUGCGCGGUGCGCGGCGCCGACUCGGAGCACGAAGCCUCCAGGCGGUUCAAGGCAGAGCUGCUCAUACAGAUGGACGGACUGGCCGCUGCUUUUAAUCGUGAUAAGAUCAUAAUGGUUCUGGCCGCGACAAACCACCCGUGGGACAUCGACGAGGCGUUCAGAAGGAGGUUUGAGAAGAGGAUCUACAUCGGCCUGCCUGAUGAGGUGACGCGGAUCAAGUUGUUGAAAUUGUACCUACGCGAGGUGGCGCUCGCCGAUGACAUCGACUUUACCGAGUUGGCUAAUAAGUUAGACGGUUACAGCGGCUCCGACAUUUGUAAUCUUUGCAGAGACGCGGCGAUGAUGACAAUGCGCAGGAAGAUAGCCGGCAAGAGCCCUGAUCAGAUCAGGAAGCUGAAACGGUCGGAGCUGGAGGCGCCGGUGUCGCGCGGAGACCUUGAUUCCUCGAUGGAGAAGACACGGCGCACCGUCACACCAGCUGAUGUCGCACGGUACACCUCGUGGAUGCAGAAGCACGGCUGCUCCUAGCGCCGGGGCCGCGCGCUGCGGGCGCUGCUGCGUCGGCUGCGCAACGCUUGAGUUUCACGUCGCGUGAGUUCACCAACAUUCAUACUGACAUCUGGGAACAAUAUUCUAUAUUCUGGGUAUUACUGUGUGAAUGAGUCUGAGUAAUUUAUUCAGUUUAGAAUACGAAGGUUUUGUAGAGCUUGAUUCAUAUCUAUCAGUAAACAGUACGUAGUUUGAAAUAAAUAUAAUAAGUUAUAUGAAAACCAGUAUAUAAUUGUAUGUAAAAUGGUGGUAGAUGUGAAUAAAGCUUGAAUAAAUAAGAUAGGGUACAUUUUUGGUUACAUUACUAACACUUUUAUAUUACUAAUAAUUUAUAAAUUUAAUGAUAUUCUAUAUUAAAAAUUAAUUGAUAUUAAAUUGGGUUUAGAACGAAAAUAACUGGCUGUUUUUAAAAAAUAUUUUAAACUACGCUUGGAAAGUGUUUAGAUUCGGCAAAACCUGUAAAAAUAACAAUAAGGACAGAGUUUGAAGUUUUCCAUAAUGUAAAAGAUUUGGGAGUAUUCGUGCAAUAUUUAUGGGUCUUCCUUUCUUUGUGACCUCUAAAUUAAAGACCAAAAUGUUCGUCAUUAUUAAUAUACUACUACUGGUAAUAUUAUAUAUCGAUGAGGUUUAUGCAAGUUCUAUACCAUUGUAAAAUUAGUUUAAUAUCCAUUGUUGUAGGUACAAAUGUGCUUACACCGCUGUCUAUUUGUCUUUUCUUUAGCUACACAUUCUUUGUCCGAAUGGCGCUUGGUAAAAUUGAAUUAAAUAAAAAUAACUCGGCGAUGUUGAAACCUCGUCUAUAUAAUUAUGGAAUAUAGGUACGCUAAGAAUGCGCGGAAAUAGAAAUGUUAACAACUAGACGGCUUUUGCUAAAAAAUAGGUAUAUUUAACUUUCUUUCUCUUUUGAGAAAGAACAAUUACGCGGGGCAGAGAGUUUUUUACUGUCAAACUAUUAUCGACAUUGUUUCAUUGAAAUAAUAUUCAAAAUCAAUUAACACAACAUUGCAAUGCAAUUUAUUAAAUAAGUAUAUAUAUGGGUAUUAUAACUAUAGCUCGCUAACACCACUCAGCUAUAAAACAGUUUUUAAUUGCCUUAAUCCAGGGUGAGCGUAAAAAAAUGUUUUUAACUAAUGCGAACUGUUAGCUAAUACGGUAAGUACUUUCAAUAGUACAGUAGCUAACCCGGCUAACUGGUACCUUAGCUAGUCCAGUGCAAACAAGAUAGAGAUCAACUUGCAGAAAGCCUUUUGCAGUCCCCCGGAUUAUUACCUAAAAUGAUUUAUACGCUUUUUAAAAAGGAUAGAAUAUCGCGUUUUUCGUUCUAGAUUUGUUAACAUUUCUAUGAUCCGUUUUUCUAUAAUACUUUUAUAAUAAAUGUGAAAAUAUAUUAAACAAUGUUUAAUGUAAGAAAUAUAUUUAUGGAAUCGAGAAUGUCGUAGGUUACGGUGUGUAAAGUGAAAGGCUAAAAUUAAAUUAUAGAAAAUUUUCUGGUUUUUGUUCAUAUAUUGUUUUGGGUGAAAACAAUUUAUAAAAUUUUACGAUUUGUUUUAAUUUGUUUGAAAUUAUGUUAAAAGGUUAUAUAGGGUGUAAUGAAAUACUGUCGUUGGAUUAUAUUCGUUUAUUGAGGAAUGGUGUGAUUUCGUCUCAUUAUCGUGGAGAUGUAGAGUGCUGUCGGUUUGUGUAACGUUUAUAAUAAAUGAGUUUUAUA
Messenger RNA from Manduca sexta (tobacco hornworm), 3638 nucleotides. Its product is annotated as katanin p60 ATPase-containing subunit A1. Gene Ontology annotation, cellular component: microtubule cytoskeleton. Gene Ontology annotation, molecular function: ATP hydrolysis activity; microtubule severing ATPase activity; microtubule binding. Gene Ontology annotation, biological process: microtubule severing. The record is from RefSeq and is a predicted model, not a curated record. NCBI's taxonomy places the organism in Eukaryota, Metazoa, Arthropoda, Insecta, Lepidoptera, Sphingidae. The transcript is spliced from 9 exons. Bases 209 to 1909 code for a protein of 566 amino acids.